AUGACAAGCUCCAAGCUUCAGUUCAAGAUUGGGAAAAUGAAGUCAAUUAACAAAGCCAUUCUUUUUCAACUAUCCAAGGAUUUAAGAGCACUUAGCAAAACUGGUGGAGCUCAAUUUGAUCGAGAAUUGAUGCUAACGAAGGUGAAGAUUGCCAAAGUUGUAAAUGAUGACAAAAUGAUUGACUUGUUGGAAAUAUUGGUAGUUGAUUGUGAAGUACUUCAUUCGAAACUACGUCAACUUCUCUGCAAGUCCGAUGAUGAAAGUAUUGUUAAACUUGUGCGCGAGCUGAUAUAUGUGAGCUCAUACGUCAAUAUAAAGGAAUACAAGAAACUUGUGUCUUUGUUGGCUCACAAGUAUGGAAAGGAAUUCUACGAAUAUGCGCUAAAUCAUCCCGAUAACCCAGACAUAAUCCAUAAAUGCAACGACACCAACGUGGAUUCCCUAGUGGAAAAGUACCUGCAAGAAAUAUGUGAUUGCUAUCAGAUAGACUUGAGGAACGAAAAGCAGGGUUCCAGCACGUCGGAUGACAAAAAAGCUGACUCAACAACCGAAAAUCAAGAUGAUUUGGAUGAUCUGAGAAGACGAUUUAACUCGCUGAGAAAGUAG
Ogataea polymorpha is the source of this 606-nucleotide messenger RNA. RefSeq lists its product as uncharacterized. The coding region runs from base 1 to 606 and encodes 201 amino acids. Lineage: Eukaryota; Fungi; Ascomycota; Pichiomycetes; Pichiales; Pichiaceae. The transcript has a single exon. Gene Ontology annotation, biological process: protein transport. The record is from RefSeq and is a predicted model, not a curated record.